Arachis duranensis is the source of this 540-nucleotide messenger RNA. RefSeq lists its product as uncharacterized. The coding region runs from base 1 to 540 and encodes 179 amino acids. NCBI's taxonomy places the organism in Eukaryota, Viridiplantae, Streptophyta, Magnoliopsida, Fabales, Fabaceae. The transcript has 2 exons. The record is from RefSeq and is a predicted model, not a curated record.
AUGGGAAAGUUGCACUACUUCUUGGAAAUCCAAGUAACCAAAAUGAAUGAUGGAGGGCUGAUGCUAUCCCAAGGCAAAUAUGUACAGGACUUACUGGCAAAAGUUGGCAUGAAAAACUGUAAACCAUGUAUCACACCUCUGCCCUCCACUCUCAAAAUUCAUGCUGUGGGAGGAGAAGAAUUUGAUGAUCCUUCGCUUGGCACAACUGACUAUGGCUUGAAGAUUCACAAAGACCCAUCUUUGAAGAUCACAGCAUACUGUGACUCAUACUGGGCUGGAGACCCGAAUGAGAAAAAAUCAGUUGGAGGCUUUUGUGUAUUUCUAGGAAGAAACCUAGUUUCCUGGCAAUCAAAGAAGCAGGGUGUGGUGGCUAGAUCGAGCACCGAGGCAGAGUACAGGUCACUUGCAGACUUAGUGGCAGAAUUGAUUUGGAUCAAAGGCCUGAUAGGUGAAUUGAAAUGGCCAGUCCAGGAACUACCUAUGGCAUACUGUGACAACCAAAGUGUUGUUCUCUUGGCAGCAAAUCCAAUACUACAUUAA